Molecule: messenger RNA, 564 nt
Organism: Olea europaea var. sylvestris
Lineage: Eukaryota; Viridiplantae; Streptophyta; Magnoliopsida; Lamiales; Oleaceae
Exons: 3
Coding region: 87-506 (139 amino acids)
Molecular function (GO): protein dimerization activity
Source: RefSeq, a predicted model, not a curated record
UACUGGUUUCUUGGUUUGAAAAUUUUACUGGUAAUGGUACUCUAUCUAACUAUGGUUAUUUUAAUUUCUUUUACUUAGGAAUUAGGAUGGAUGACAAUACUCAGUUUUCAGAAAGGCAAUCUAUAGGUUCCACACCUUCUAGCCAUGCAAAGACUGAUCCUGCAUGGGAACACUUCUCGUCUAGUCGUGAUAUUGACGGUAAAGUUUGUUAUACGUAUCUUUAUUGCAACAAUAGCUUUAAAGGUGGGGGAAUUAAUAGAAUGAAAUACCAUCUUGCUGGAAUUAAAGGUCAAAUAUCUCAAUAUGAAUGGUGGAAAUUGUGUGGAUCUAGUGCUCCAACUUUGCAAAAGAUAGCUAUUCGAAUACUUGGUCAAACAGCUUCUUCUUUAGGAUGUGAAAGGAAUUGGAGUGUCUUUGAACGUAUUCACACACAAAAAAAAAAAGAAAUAGAUUGGAGCAUCAAAGACUCAACGAUCUUGUCUAUGUUACGUAUAAUUUGCGAUUGAAGAAUAGGCGUUAUUAUAAGAAGAGGUCUUCUGAUCCAGUUGAUUAUGAGUGUAUUGA